AUGGCAUUGGAAGCACUGCAAGAUAUUAUGCAGAAGGACUAUAAGUUCAAGAAUUGGGCUGGAAUCUACAGUUGCAAACCUCAAUUAUAUUUCCAACCAACUACUAUAGAUGAAGUUGCUAGCGUCAUAAAGAAUGCAAAAGCUUUAGGUAAGACUAUUGUUACUGUUGGAUCAGGUCAUUCCCCUAGUAACAUGUGCAUCACAAGUGAAUGGUUGAUGAAUUUAGAUAAAUUGAACAAGGUUUUAGGUUUUGAAGAGUUUAAGGAUUUACAUUACGCGGAUGUUUCUGUCGAGGCCGGUAUUCGUGUGUUCCAAAUAAAUGAAUAUGUUGCUACAAAGAACUAUGCAGUUCAAAACUUGGGUUCUAUAUCCGAACAAAGUAUUGCAGGGAUCAUAUCUACGGGUACUCAUGGGUCCUCACCAUUUCAUGGUCUGGUAUCAUCUAAUAUUGUUAACCUAACUGUGGUCAAUGGUUUAGGGGAAGUUAUGUUUUUGGACUCUGAAAACCACCCUGAGGUGUUUAAAGCUGCUUUGCUUUCAUUAGGUAAGAUCGGUAUAAUUGUAAGAGCUACAGUUCGUGUUGUCCCUGCAUUCAAUAUCAAGGCUACUGAAGAAGUUAUUACAUUUGAAGAUUUAUUAGAAAGUUGGGAUACUCUAUGGACCUCAUCUGAAUUCAUUAGAGUCUGGUGGUACCCAUACUCUCAUAAAUGUGUUCUAUGGAGAGGUGAUAAGACUGAAGCUAAACCAACUAAGUCACGUAAGAGCUGGUGGGGCACUACUCUAGGUAGAGUCUUCUAUGAAACGUUAUUAUGGUUAUCUUGUAGAGUAUAUACUCCAUUAACUCCAUAUGUCGAAAGAUUUGUUUUCCAAAGACAAUACGGUAAACUUGGCAGUAAAGGUAAUGGAAGUACCACCGUCGCGACUUCCGUAAAGGCCUUCAAUAUGGAUUGUUUAUUUUCUCAAUUUGUUAACGAAUGGGGGUGUCCAUUAGAGAAUGGUCCACAAAUCCUACGUUCCUUAGAUCAUAGCAUUGCUCAAGCUAGCCAAAGCAAAGAAUUUUACGUACAUGUUCCAAUGGAAAUCCGUUGUUCCAACACCACUCUACCAUCUGAACCACUUGAUACUAAGGAUAGAACUAUCACCAGUCGUGGUACUGUAUAUGGUAACAUCAUACGUCCAUACUUGGAUAACACUCCAUCUGGUUGUAGAUACACUCCAUUGAACAGUGUCACCAACAGUCAAUUGACCUUAUACAUCAAUGCAACCAUUUACAGACCAUUUGGUUACAAUACUAGAAUUCAUGAAUGGUACUCAAUAUUUGAAGAUACCAUGUCUGUUGCUGGGGGGAAACCUCACUGGGCAAAGAACUUUUUAGGAUCUUCUAAUAACACUGCAGGUGAUGUUAAGCAAGAGUCUGAUUAUGAUGACUUCGAAGGUAGAGGUCUAGGAAGAAAGAUCAAGGAAUGGUACGGAGACGAUCUUGUCGCUUUCAGAAAGAUCAGAGAGCAACAGGAUCCGGACAAUGUCUUCCUAAUGAACAAAGAAUGGGCUGUCCGUAACGGGGUUGCUAACGAGUAA
This is a messenger RNA of Maudiozyma barnettii, 1578 nucleotides long. RefSeq names its product D-arabinono-1,4-lactone oxidase (gene ALO1). Gene Ontology annotation, molecular function: FAD binding; D-arabinono-1,4-lactone oxidase activity. The transcript has a single exon. Gene Ontology annotation, cellular component: membrane; mitochondrion. NCBI's taxonomy places the organism in Eukaryota, Fungi, Ascomycota, Saccharomycetes, Saccharomycetales, Saccharomycetaceae. Bases 1 to 1578 code for a protein of 525 amino acids. The record is from RefSeq and is a predicted model, not a curated record.